AUGAAUUAUAAUCAUUCGGGAGCUCGAAGAGGCAAGCCUAAAAGGAUAUUAGAUCCUUCGGCAGGAUUUCCAGCACCAGCAUCUCCGCCAAAUUCGUAUAUGUAUCAGCAGGUUCCUAUGAACAAUGGAAUUCAGCCAGAUUACGGUUUUAAUAUACCAGAACAGCCUUCACCAGCGUAUGGAUUUAACCAGCAAGGCAUGGCUCCUCCAAUGCAACCAGCGAUGAAUACUGGGUCACCGAUGCCUCCCUACCCUUCAGAGACACCACAAAGUUCUUUUCCGACUCCACAGUUCGCAGCUAAUAUUCUCGCUGAACCAAUGGUAGCUAAUAUGGCUAUGCAGUAUGGAGACGCUCUUGUUGGUUCUGGAAAACAGCAUUUGCAAAAAUAUGUACCCGUUAGUGCAUUGAAAUACUACUUUGCUGUAGACACAGACUACGUUUUUUUAAAAUUAGCACUUCUUUUUUUCCCAUUUACGCAUAAGGAUUGGUCAGUAAAGUACGAGCAAGAUGUACCUUUACAGCCACGUUACGAAAAGAAUGCCCCAGACAUGUAUAUUCCAACGAUGGCAUUUUUAACUUAUGUUGUAAUAGCAGGAUUGUCACUGGGCACUCAAGAACGUUUCACACCCGAACAGCUAGGAAUAAUUGCAAGCACAGCACUCGCUUGGGGUAUCAUCGAAUUGGUUGUUCACACAAUAACGCUUUAUGUGAUGAAUUUAGACACGAGCUUAAGGACUCUCGAUAUGGUAGCUUAUGGUGGUUACAAAUACGUUGGAAUAAAUCUUGCGAUAUUGCUGUCAUUGAUUUUCGGGCGAGUUGGUUACUAUGGUGUUUUAAUGUACUUCAGUAUAUCACUUGCCUUUUUCCUAAUAAGAUCAUUAAAAUUGCGCGUUAUUCCUGAAGGACACUCUUCUUACUCUGCUACUGGCAACAAGAGACGAUUGUACUUUAUUUUAUUUUUUGCCGCGCUCCAGCCUCUCCUCAUGUGGUGGCUCUCUUAUCAUCUUAUUUCAUAA
Messenger RNA from Cotesia congregata, 1017 nucleotides. The record is from the annotation of a GenBank genome assembly. Lineage: Eukaryota; Metazoa; Arthropoda; Insecta; Hymenoptera; Braconidae.